CGAAUACACGCCUCUUCAUUUAGGCGUCAAGGAUAACGCAACAACAAGUAGAAGCCAUGACGGUAUCGAGGAUGCUUCAACUACUUUGGGCGUCCACAACACAAAGACGCUAGUGCUCCGGAGCGUCGUCACCAGGCAUGACUGAACAAGGAAUCUGUGGACGCACGCCUCCCGCGUUUGCCUUCAUCGAACAAGCAACCCCAGGUACGAGCUGUGAAGGCGGCGAGGGAGCCUCAGGUACUUGCGACGAUUACCUUGCGUAUAUUGACGAGUACAUCAAUGACGCGUUGAAGGCGUUGAACCGCCAGACCGAUGCCACUGGCGUCAAUGAUGCCACUGACCGUGGAAGCACCAACUACGCACUUGUGGAGUUCACCGCUAGUGCCGAUCACGCCUGGCCCAGAACGAGCCACGCUGACAUCGAGAAGCUAUCCUCCCCUACGAAAGACACCGCGAGAAAUCCUCAGACCACGCGGGUUCACCAAAGCAACACAGAGUACUACCCGACUGCAGGCACAUCCACCAUGCAGGCACCUCUGAUUUCAGGGUAUGCACACAACAGAGAUACCGGAAGCACUAGUUUCGCACUUCCAGUCUGCAGCAGCAGCGGCGGUGGCAAAUACGCAGUGGCCAGUACAAGCCACGUGGGCACGGAGGAAGCAUCGGACCUUCUGGGAAAUUAUGCUAUAUUUCCUGACGUCACCGGCGCUGAGCCAUGGAGUACGCAGUACUACGCGGCUUGUGACACAACUGCAGUCUCCGGCCAUACACAUGUCACUGAAAGCGGACGCGCCAGUUCCCUACAUAUGGUGUCCAGCAGUAGCGUCAAUCACGCACAGCCCAAUACAAGCCGCGCUGGCAUGGAGGAAGCAUCGGCCGUUCCGGAAAACAUCGCUAGGAAUGCUCCAGAAACCGGAGGAAGGGAACAGCGAGAAUUGUGCCGUGUCUGUGGCACCGUUUCGAACAGACCGGACGCCUUACACGGGCGCUCCAAGGAACCCACGGAUGACACCGCCCAGAUUUGCAAAGCCUGUGGUCAAUCGUCUGUGAAUAUGUCUAAGUCUGUCGAACAUUGCCACAACCUAACUGGAAAAAAAGACAAAUGCGAAGCCUGUGGCAAACAGUUCGACCGUGCCCACCACCUAGCUCAACAUCAGUGCACGGACACAGACGAGAGACCCUAUAAAUGCAAUGUGUGUGAAAAAUCAUUCCGACAUCCUUAUAAUCUAAAGCUCCAUAAGCGCACUCAUACAGACGAUAGACCUUACAAAUGUCAAAUAUGUGCUAAAUCGUUUCGGCAGUCUAGUCAUCUAGAUAACCAUAAGCGCACCCAUACUGACGAGAGACCCUACAAAUGCCAAAUAUGUAAUAAAUCGUUCCGGGCGUCUGGUCACCUAGAUAGCCAUAAGCGCCAGCACACAGGUGAGAAACCCUACAUUUGCAAAACAUGCGGUAAAUCAUACGCGCGGGCGGAGAGCCUGCAUAGGCAUGAGCACGCUCACGCAGAGGAGAAACCUCAUGCAUGCCAAAAAUGCGGCAAAUCAUUUUCAAGGAAAUAUAACCUCAAGAGACAUGCAGACUCCCAUUGCGGAAACAGCGCUUUUGUUUGCGAAAUCUGUGAUCGAUUCUUUAUGAGCAAUUCGACUCUUCUUCGUCGCCGCCGAACAAAGCACGUGGACAAAACACCGUAUGAGUGUACGCAGUGCGGAUGUCGUUUUGCAGACAAAGAAACACGCGAUUGGCAUGUGUGCCAGAAGGAAUGCAGGAUGUGAGCGAUUCCGUCUGCUUUUCGAAAUUUCUCGACAAGACUUCAUCGCCAGAAGUAUUUGGGGUGCUUCAAUAUCGAAAAACACUGUAGGUCCUGGCCAGCGCUCACUGUUCCGUGAACUAUGUUGUUGGUGAACGUCGCUUAAUCAAGCUGAUCUCAAGACAAACCUUAAUGGGCUGCAAGAUUGUGUUUUGCCUAACUCGAGCGUUGAGGGAAAUGUCCCCAAAGAGCCUUGACCCCCAUUUGGUUAGAGAAAUUUCUUGUGCAGCUCUUUUGACAGUAUACCAGGGAAGAUUUGAUGAACCAUAUUCGUAUUAAUAUUGCAGCGUAAACAGAAUAGAAUAUCACUCUUUAGGAAGCAUUUGAGAAAGGAGAUACUGUACUCUUGUCAACUAAAAAGUAAUUUCUGCCAUUACUCAAGGUCCAGAGCCAAAGUUGCCUUCAAGAGAAAGUACUUGCAGAUGCUUUUACAAUGCCUAACUACAUCGUACGAGUUAGAAAAGUAUCUGCUUGAGAAAGUUUGUUCAAUGCAUUGACCGUUCUUUGGUGCCUGUAUUCAUACCAAAAAUAUUUUUUCUAUACCAUAAAAUCAUCCGAUGACAAUAGUGAGACAGUACUAGAUUCAAAUCAUUUGGAAAUUCAUUAUAUGACAUGGUCUCCCCCUAGGAAAAUUUUUAGUUGUUUUAUUGUGGCAGGACUUCUGAAGUUUAAUAGACAUAUUUUUAUCCA
Dermacentor albipictus is the source of this 2497-nucleotide messenger RNA. RefSeq names its product zinc finger protein 723-like. NCBI's taxonomy places the organism in Eukaryota, Metazoa, Arthropoda, Arachnida, Ixodida, Ixodidae. Gene Ontology annotation, cellular component: nucleoplasm. Gene Ontology annotation, biological process: regulation of transcription by RNA polymerase II. Gene Ontology annotation, molecular function: DNA-binding transcription repressor activity, RNA polymerase II-specific; RNA polymerase II cis-regulatory region sequence-specific DNA binding. The record is from RefSeq and is a predicted model, not a curated record.